UGGAAGUGUGUGCACUCCCGUGCCUCGGAAAGCAGCAAGGCAGUCAUGAAUUUGAUAGAUGAAUAUCUGGAAUGCGAUGGCCGUGUUGAUCCCAAUUCGCGUUUUGCCGAAAAUCUUAAAAUGAAGCUCAGGAUCGUAAAGAGGAGAGCCAUUCUGACAUGGAGCGCUCUAGCGCUUAAUGGAGUCGUUUACAUCACAUGUCCUUUUUUAAAGCCUGGGCGUCAUUUGACUGAAGAUUUAUACGUUACUUAUGGGCUGGAGCCAAUGUUUGAAUCUCCUAAUUUCGAAAUAGCAACAGUCCUGAUGACGCUCGCCGUUAUAUUCGGUGUUUUGACUCUUGCGAACUACAGACUUUUCAUAUGUGUGACUAUUGGCUACAUUGAAGCCCAAAUGUUAGCUUUGAGUGAGGAUUUAAUUAAACUAUGGGAUGACAGCGAAGCAUUCUACGAAGAAUUCAGUGAGAAAGAGCUAGAUAUUAUCAAAACUGUAACGCCAUAUGAAAUAAAAAAUGUAUACAUUAAACAUCGUCUGAGGGAGAUUAUCAAAUUCCAUAUAGUCGGCAUCACUCUUCAACACAUCGUCGAGAAUAAAUUUCGUUUCAUAUAUGUGAUAGAAUUCCUCUUCGUGAUGAUUGGCAUUGUAACUGAACUGCUCGGUGGCUUAGAGAACACUUACUUUGAACUACCGUACAGCUUGAACCAAGUAUUUAUGGACUGUUUGAUUGGACAGAGACUGAUAGAUGCGAGUAACGUGUUCGAGAAGGCAGUGUAUAGUUGCCAAUGGGAAAAUUACGAUGCCGCUAAUCAAAGAUCUGUUCUUUUGAUCCUGCAGAAUUCGCAGAAGACUUUGAUGCUGUCAGCCGGUGGUUUGUCGGCGCUGAGUUUUGUGUGUUUGAUGUCUGUUAUCAGAUGCACUUAUUCCGCUUACACAGCACUUCAUUCUACUGUAAAGUGA
Messenger RNA from Nymphalis io (European peacock), 954 nucleotides. Its product is annotated as odorant receptor 2a-like. Gene Ontology annotation, cellular component: plasma membrane. NCBI's taxonomy places the organism in Eukaryota, Metazoa, Arthropoda, Insecta, Lepidoptera, Nymphalidae. Gene Ontology annotation, biological process: detection of chemical stimulus involved in sensory perception of smell; sensory perception of smell. The record is from RefSeq and is a predicted model, not a curated record. The coding region runs from base 46 to 954 and encodes 302 amino acids. Gene Ontology annotation, molecular function: odorant binding; olfactory receptor activity. The transcript has 3 exons.